Dromiciops gliroides (monito del monte) is the source of this 1533-nucleotide messenger RNA. Its product is annotated as 60S ribosomal protein L30-like. The transcript has a single exon. Gene Ontology annotation, molecular function: RNA binding; structural constituent of ribosome. The record is from RefSeq and is a predicted model, not a curated record. NCBI's taxonomy places the organism in Eukaryota, Metazoa, Chordata, Mammalia, Microbiotheria, Microbiotheriidae. The coding region runs from base 566 to 913 and encodes 115 amino acids. Gene Ontology annotation, cellular component: cytosolic large ribosomal subunit.
AUCACCAUUGUUCAUCACACAAUGUUGCUGUUACUAUGUACAAUGUUCUCCUGGUUCUGCUCCUCUCAGUCAGCAUCAGUUCAUGUAAGUCCUUCCAGGUUUCUUGGAACUCCUAGCAGGUUGGUUCUUGAAAGAACCAUGCAAACAGAGUUAUACAAAUAAAACAAUUUAUCAUCUAUGCCUUCCUUUUAACCUUGAAAGAAAAAUUUAAAAGAUGUUAAUUUAUUAAAUUAUAUUUAUAUCACCAAACAACCAACCAGGAGAACUAACUUCCCUGAUAUUCUAUUGUAUUUAUAUUUUGCUUGACCACAUGGAAUAUUUAUUAUUGUUCAGUUGUUUCAGUUGUGUCUGACUCUGCAUGACUCCAUUUGGGGUUUUAUUGGUAAAGAAGAGUGGUUUCCCAUUUCCUUCUCUAGCUCAUUUUACAGAUGAGGAAACUGAGGCAAAUAGGGUUAAGUGACUUGCCCAGAGUCACACAGCUAAAAAGUAUCUGAGGGAUCUUUCUUCCUGGCCAUCUUGGCGGCAGGUCUCUGGAUGAGGGUCCUCCCGCACCGCAGGCAGGAAGAUGGUGGCUGCAAAGAAGACGAAAAAGUCGCUGGAGUCCAUCAACUCGAGGCUCCAGCUGGUGAUGAAAAGUGGCAAAUACGUGCUAGGCUACAAACAGACCCUGAAAAUGAUGAGACAAGGCAAAGCCAAAUUGGUCAUCUUGGCCAACAACUGCCCAGCCUUGAGGAAAUCAGAGAUUGAAUAUUACGCUAUGUUGGCCAAAACUGGCGUCCAUCACUACAGUGGCAACAACAUUGAAUUGGGUACAGCAUGUGGGAAGUACUACAGAGUUUGUACACUGGCUAUCAUUGAUCCAGGUGAUUCUGAUAUCAUUAGAAGCAUGCCAGAACAGACCAGUGAAAAGUAAACUGUACAAAAGUAUUCUUUAAUAAACUGGCCAAAACUUGCUUAAAAAAAAAAGUAUCUGAGGGCAGAUUUGAACUCAGUUCUUCACAUGGAAUAUUUUCAUAAUUUCUAUAAAUAAGCUGCUCAUGUUACUUAGUCCUUCAAAAUGGUGCUGAUUUAACUUGUAUUGAUUAAUAUUAUAAUGGGCACAAAGGCAUAGGUUAUUAGUUUUUUAAAAUUCAAUUUUAUUUUCCAUUCCAAAUUCUUUUCCUCUCUCUUCUCCAUCCUCUAUUCACUGAGAAGAGAAGAAAAACAAAGCCCAUUCCAAAUAUGUAGAGUCAAAACCUGGGUUACUCUUCUGUAUCACCAACACAAUGCUUAAUUUUCUUGUCAGAACCUCAGAAUCUUCCACAGAUUUUUAGUUCUCAUAAACAAGAAGCAGAAGAUACAGAAUUAGAGAGGUGGUGUUACUACUAGACUAUACUGACCACAUCUGGAAGACCGUAUCUAGACUUGGGCUGAAUAUAGUGUUCAAUGCCCAGGCAAGUUAGACCUGAUCAGAAAACAACUAGGAUAAUGAGAGAAUUCUGACUUCCUGCCAUGCAUUUAACAGUUGAUAGAAUUUUAGAGAUUUAUUUAAUA